AUGCACCUUAAGACACCACAAAGUUUAAAAACAAGACACCUGCCAGGUAAAAAACAAGACAACUUUUAUACCUUUGAUAAUAAUGCCAAGGUUUACGUUUCCAAAAAGCGCCCCUACGACAAAAAGGACAUGGAAACAGCCCCAAAGCUAAUAGAUAAUGGCACUUUAUCUCUUAGAGAUGCAGCUAAACAGUUUAAAGUUGACAAAUCUGCUCUUUCGAGAAGACGUACUCGUUCACUUGGUAAACAGGGAAGAAAAACUUCUCUAACCAAAGAAAUGGAACGCAAUAGACUAAGUCAAAAAAAGCUUGAGCAACUGGAAAGAUGCAGGACAGCUGCAAGUGAUCCAUUCAUCAUCUUCGGCUUUUACGCUCGCCUGAAUACUUGCGUAUCUGAUUUCAAAUUGCAAGACAAGCCUAGACCCAUUUGGAAUUUAGACGAGAUCAGUUUUUCUUCCGACCCAACCAGAAUAAAAGGCGUUGCUGGUAUUGUGGUAUCAGAAAGUUCACCGGAACUUAGAGGGGUCAGGAAAGGAAAAUACCACCGUAAUGGCCUGCAUUUCAGCAAGUUGUACUUUGUUACCUCCUCUAAUAAUUUUCCAAGGGCAAAAUUUAUGGAGCAGUUGGAAAGCAUUUGGAAUGAAGGUUUAUCUGCAAAAACUAUUAAAUCUUCGGUUGAAAAGGUUGGGAUAUUUCCAUGCGAUAAGAAUAUAUAUCCAGAAGAUCGCUUAGAUCAUGCAAAGCUACUUAGAUAUAAAGAACAUAGGGUGUUUGAAAAUCCGCUUAAUAUUUUCGAAGAUUGCGAUGAAGAAACUCCACUACCGCAGACCGAACAGUUUAUUGAAUCUGUUCCAGAUCAAUCUAACAGUGAUUCCUAA
Acanthoscelides obtectus is the source of this 876-nucleotide messenger RNA. Lineage: Eukaryota; Metazoa; Arthropoda; Insecta; Coleoptera; Chrysomelidae. The record is from the annotation of a GenBank genome assembly.